AUGAGUAGAUUAUCUAACUGUCUUAGAUUUAUACGACAGUCUAGUACUCACUCAAAUAGUUCGGUGGUGGUAGAUUCCAUACUCAAAUUAUCACGUAUAAAUCUCAAUGGGAACUUGAAACCUUUAAAUCUUGUAAAUAAAUCCAUAAGUUUCCAAAACCACCAGUUCCCUACUCAUCAUUCUAAAUCCCGUGAAUUGUCAAAAUUAGGUGAUAGCAUCAUACAGUUUGUUAGUUGGAGGUAUGAGUCGCUUAAUUACCCUCAUAAUAAACAUCCCGUAGACAAAGUGCCGAAACUUUUGUAUGGUCGAUUGAAAAAGAGACUAGAGAGUAUAAAUACAAAUGUAUCUAGCUAUGUGGGCUCAUAUUAUGUAGAUGACCCUCAAAACUGUUUGGACAACAUAUCCAGUCUUUUAGGGGAUAUAAAGAUUUCCUUUAGGUCGCAUACAGCUGGUGUUCCCAGUAUCAAUGAAGAUUAUUUGUACUAUGAUAAUAAUGAAUUUACGUUUCCUUCUUUGAGAGAUAAAGAAUUGGCCGGAUUACUUAAGGCACAAACCAUUUUGGGUGAAAAUUUAAGUCAUUAUGGAACAUCUUAUUACAGAUUCAAAGUCAUAUCAGAGGUUUAUAAAUACUUGGAAGAUUCCCCCUUAUCACUAGAGUUAACAUCAUUCCUUCUAUCUGAUCAAUACCUCAAAUUCCUUAUGGAGAGAAUAGAGAUAUUCAAAUUAUUAAAUGAUGAUAUCUCCAAAUAUGCGUUCAAUCCUGAUGUUUAUAAGAAGCUAUUUGGUCGUUAUAUGGCUAUCCUCACUAUCAAUCAGCCUGAUAUAAUAGACACAUGGAUAAAUAAUCAUAUCAAGAUCUACGUGGAUAUUUUCGAUAACUUGAGUAUUCAAGAGUGUAAGAUAACACUCAAAGACCUUCUGAUGAGAAUGAAAUUUGAAUACGGCUCUUUAGAUAAUGAAUUGUUCAGGAUCGUGGAACUGUUCUGUAAAGUGUCUAUCCCGGUUGAUCUUCAAUCCAACUUGAAGUCUGACAUAGGCGAUGAUGAGUUGGUGGAUUUAGCUUACGAUUUCGUCAGUUAUUGUACAGGAAAGUAUUUUACUGGGGAUAAGUCUCAAAUUAGUGAAAGAAAUAAAAAGAUUGUUCUUGAUGUGUUCUCGAAGAAACAAGAAGAAGAGAAUGUGUUAAGAAAUCUUGGGAUUUUUAUCACAGCAUCAAAGUUUCAAGCUGAGACCACAAUAUUCAGUAUCUUGGGUCAAUCAUUCAAAAGACCAUAUGUUGCAUUUGACCCAACUUCACUUCAAUUGCACAAAUUCGGUAUAAAAAUCCCCCAACCGUACCUCAAAUUGAGACCUAAUGAUUCCAAUAUGAUACGGUUGUUACUUAUCAACAGACAUAUUGUGUUUUCAUUCUUGAAUACCCAUGACAGUCUUCUUACUUAUAGAAAUAUCUCGAAAUUCAAUGACAUUAUCAAAAAUUUUGAAUUAAUAGGAUACUCGUACUACCGAUAUUUGAUUAAUAUUAAUUUGAUGAAAUCCAAUCUCAAUUAUGACCAAAGAAGAAUGAUAUUCCCUUUCUUAAUGAAAAAAACCUUCAAAUCGUAUAUCUUCGAUGACAGAUCACAAUUAACACAGUCCAUCAACAAUAAGAGUUACAACACGAUUUUACGAGAUAGAAUAAAUAAUGAUAAAUACUUAAAGAUCAAAACAGGUUCAACGGGAUUUAAUCAAUAUUUUGCAUUACUUGACUUGUUACAUCCCAAAUAUCCCAAAAACUACGUUUCAAACUUACUUAUCAAUUUUGGAAUAUUUCCCACCAUGACAAUUUUUAAACCUAAUGAUUAUCUUAAUGGGAUCAUAAAAUCCCACACUCAAUGCCCGAUCGAGCUAAAUUCCUCCUUCAAUAUGAAAUCGAAUGAUCUUAUUGAAAAGAUCGAUUUGGUUAAUAAAUCACUAGAAUCAUAUUAUAGAAUGUAA
Molecule: messenger RNA, 1974 nt
Organism: Yamadazyma jaroonii
Lineage: Eukaryota; Fungi; Ascomycota; Pichiomycetes; Serinales; Debaryomycetaceae
Source: the annotation of a GenBank genome assembly